AUGGCGACCACUUCGACAGCGAAACCUCUGCUCCAUCUGGUGUUCGACAAUGUCCAAGAUGACGAGACCAUCUACCAACGUUGUGUCAUUAUCAAGGCACGAUACUCCCCUAUAGACAAGUCCCCAUCCAUGACGACGGUCCAGCAAAUGUCCCCCAGCGGAGACGAGCUAUACCCGCCACAGACCUGGCCAGUGGCAGAGGGAUACACCAAGAUCAUCGUCAUGCUCAACCCUGGAUUCAAUGUGCUCCACAUCCACCCGAACAGCGAUGCCACUCAAGUCACCAAGCUGAGGCUGAACUAUACUCCCAUUCUGAAGCAGCCACCCCUCCACCUAGCCGUGAUGUUCGGUAGCGACUCCGACCUCGACAUCGACUUCGAGCCUAGCAAGGCCGUUCCUGGCUUCGAUGAUAGGAGCUCAAUCGAUUCCGCUAUCAAUAGGUUUCGCAUGACCGCCUACCUGUGGCAGGCCAUGAUCGCAGAGGACAUGCGCAUGAGGGGCCUGGGCCGGCGAUCCUUCCGCCUCGAUGAGGACUGGGGGAUAGACACAACCAGCGCAAGUUUCCUCCACGCCGUCCAGCAGGCUGACAUUUGGGAGGCAGGAGCCGCGCGGCAGACUGCGAGAAUCCACUUGAUCAAGUCGGACCACACUGUGGAAGAGAUCACAAACGCGAAGAUAGCCCAGGACAACCCGCUGGGCAGGAACAAGAAGACGCUGCAUACCUGGUUCACAGAAGCCCUGAAGACUUCCGGAAUAGGUGUAUUCACAGAUUCAGCGAGGCCUAUCAUAGCUGGGUUGAUCCUCGACUCCCGUUGGGUGCAGGAGGACCUAUUCGUGCAUGGCCACGCCGCCAUGGGCUCACACAAUCCCGUCGGAGUCUCCCUCUGUGUCAUGGGCAGCCACUUGGAGUACUGUUGGCCCCAAUACCUGGAGGAGAUCAACAGCUACCUGAUGGAUGCAAGCCGCCCUGAACACGGUGAAGUGUCAACCGCGAACGCGGAGACCGGCACCAUGUGGGAGGUUUGCUCUAUUGGCCAGACCGACUUCCUCCACCAGCUCGGCCACGCAUUUGGCGCCGCGCACACCACGGGGAUCAUGAGGGGCGGCUGCGCCCGGCAUUGGCCUCGCCACUUCGUCGUGCGGACAGCGCCCGAUAGGCUGACCGGGGAGGACGGCAUAGUCGUGAAGCACGGCGAGACCGCGAACGAAGCCACAUUCGACAUCAAAGACUUACUCGCUUUCUCCCUUCUGCCGCAGUUCUGGCUCCCUGACGACCCUAGACUCCCAAUGGACCCUCUCUUCGCCCGCUACAUGAUGCCGUCCGUCCACGUCGAAGAGCUCGAGGACGAGGAGGGUAACCUGGAGAAACAGCUUGUUGCGUCCUCUCCAGCCAAUAUCGUCCGGGUCCUCUGGAACGGAGAGCCUAGUGAGAGGCCUUCGCUGGAGCAUCAGCUCAUCGGAGCCAGGGUUCCAGUCAGGCAGAUAGAGGAGUCGUUCUCCCGCGACACGACGUUGCGCCUCUCCAUCCUCGCCGGCAACGGUAAGGAACGCGUGAUCCCCAACUUCUGGGACCUCGUCACGGACCCGUCCACCAUCCGCAUCCCCGGCUCCGACGUCGUGCUGCACCGGCGCUCGGUCAUGUGCAGGAAUUUGGAGGAGGGCGUCGAUGGCAUGCAGCGCAAGACCCUCUGGCGCUGGGCCACGCUGCUGAGCAAGCGAAUGGAGCACGGCACCAUUGCUCGCGCCAACGAGAUCAACAUUCGCAUCGGCUGCUACCUUCUCGGUCUGUACGUUCGCUUCGAGGAUGGCUUCCGUGUCAACUGUGGCCCGCGCUUCCACAAGAUGAUGGGCGGAAAGUAUCAGAAGCACUUUGACGGGUGCAUCCCGGAACACCUCAUGAUCCCCCGGAGCCAGGAGAUUGUGCGGGUCGAGGUUGGGCGGGACUUGAGUGUCCUCCGCGGCGUGACUACUCACCUUAGCAAUGGCGAGGUAAAGGGUGCGCUCUCCGGCGGCGCCCCUUUUGAGGAGCGCUGCAUGUUGGAGGCUUCGAAGGGAGAGCGAAUCGUCGGGUUCUACGGCCGCAGCUACUUCGGCGAGAAGCUUGACUCCGUGGUCGAGUUCGGCAUCAUCACCGCGCCCAGGGAUGUCGAGCUCCCUGUGGAGGAAGCCGACUACGAUCGAGAUGACGACCCCGACGCCCUGCCGAGUAAUGAAUCCGACCUGGACGCCGAAUCCAACGACCCCGAUAUCCCCAACGAUGCGGACGAUUCCGACCACGAUUUCAUCGGGGCCAUGGCUGGGUUGGAGAUCGCUGCACUGGACGUGGAGGAUUGA
Diaporthe citri is the source of this 2334-nucleotide messenger RNA. RefSeq lists its product as uncharacterized. The record is from RefSeq and is a predicted model, not a curated record. Gene Ontology annotation, cellular component: cytoplasm. NCBI's taxonomy places the organism in Eukaryota, Fungi, Ascomycota, Sordariomycetes, Diaporthales, Diaporthaceae. The coding region runs from base 1 to 2334 and encodes 777 amino acids. The transcript is spliced from 4 exons.